GAAAGACCAACUUGUGCUCUUCAUAUGCCAGAAAAAUUCCUCACCAGAAAAAGAGGAGAAUUCUCUGGUUUUUGUCUUCCUCUACUGAGAUCAGAUUCCUGGUUUUGUGUUCACCAAAAAACGAGCUAUUAAUAUAGCUACCCCUUUAUAUAAACAAAGAAACAACAAAGUUUUGCUAAAAACUCUUUCUAAUGUCAAAUAUCACAGGUGAUGAUGGGAGUUUCUCUUCAGGGGAAGAAGAAGUCCACCAGCUUCAAGAAAAGCAGCUUCAAAGUCACUUCCAUGGCUCAGGUUCGGGACCUUCCCCUACUGCAACUGCUAGCAAUGGAUCAACCUCUAAACCAUCACUUCUUAAGAAGAAAAGAAAUCUACCGGGAACUCCAGAUCCAACUGCUGAAGUUGUUGCUCUAUCACCAACAACACUAAUGGCGACAAACCGAUUUGUGUGUGAGAUUUGCAACAAAGGGUUCCAAAGGGACCAAAACCUCCAACUACACAGAAGAGGUCACAACCUUCCAUGGAAGCUCAAGCAAAGAACAAGCACUGAGGUGAGAAAACGAGUAUACAUAUGCCCCGAGACAACAUGUGUCCACCACAACCCAGCUCGAGCAUUGGGAGAUCUUACCGGUAUCAAGAAGCAUUUUAGCCGGAAACACGGAGAAAAAAAAUGGAAAUGUGACAAGUGUUCAAAGAAAUAUGCAGUGCAGUCUGACUGGAAAGCUCAUCAGAAAACUUGUGGCACGAGGGAAUACAAAUGUGACUGUGGAACCAUUUUUUCCAGGAGAGACAGCUUCAUCACCCACAGAGCAUUUUGCGAUGCAUUAGCUGAAGAAAACAACAAAGUAAACCACCAAGGACUCAUCCCCAACAUGCAUGGAUCAAACUUACAAUCCCAAAUCCCUGAGCUCAUGUCCUCAUCCAUGCCCAUCAAUACCCACACCAACUCAUCCAUGGGGUUACCAGAAUUCAAUGGCUAUGAUCACAAAAACCCACUCAAAUCCUUCCCUCAAGAACUUGUUCCAGUGCCAUUCAAGCCCAUGAACAUGCCUACUGGUGGCAUGUUCUCAACUAGCUCAGGUACCUUAUUCGGUGGCCCGAGAAGCGUAUCUUCAUCUCCUUCAACUCUUCAGCUCAGUUCGAAUAGCUCAUCAGGAUUCAACUAUCUUCAAGAUAACAAAAAUGUCAACCAAUUAUCUGGAUCGGCUCACAUGUCCGCGACAGCGCUGUUGCAGAAAGCAGCCCAAAUGGGUGCAACUGCAAGUAAUAGCAUCAACUCACCAAUGAUGCAGAAGAGCUUUGUUAGCAGCAUGGCAGGUCCUGAUCAACAUGGCAUGAGACCUUCAUCAUCAUAUGGUGCAAUUCAGCAACAUAACAACUCAUAUGAACAUUUUCAAACACAAAAUGAGCAGUCAAAUCUAGUAGGGAUCAAUGAUGGAGGAGGAGGAGAAGGAGGAUUCAACAACCCAAUGUUGCAAAAAAGCCCACAAGAAAUCUCCCAGUUGUUUGACUCUGGAACCGGUGGCGGCGGGGCUAUGAAUGAGAUGGGAAUGUUUGGAGGAAUGUUCAUGAACAACACAGAGCAUGAGGAGGAUAGUAAUAGUUCUAGUUUGAUGCAGGGAAGAGCUCCAGCGGGUCGAAAUCUGACAGGACUGUCAAGGUUAGGAGGGAAUGAUAGUGGUACUAAUGAUAUGAUGACAGUUGAUUUCUUGGGAAUUGGAGGAUCAAAGCCUCCAAAUUUGCAUGAACAUGUACAACAACAACAGCAACAACAGAGAUUGGUGUUGGAAGCAAUGAGUCAACAGAGAAUGCAAGUGAUGAAUCCUUUCCAGGAACAACUCCCACAAGAGGAACCAUCCAUGGAAAAGCCCAUAUGGGAUGUUUGAGAGUAUGGAAGUGUUUGAUGUUUUUAUUUUUAUUUUUUUUUGUGAAAAUUUAGUUGCCUAGAAUUAAAUUACAGAACACAUCAUAGAAUAGAGAUAAAAGUUGAUGUACACAUGUGAAACUAUCUCUUGUUUUUAAUUAUGAUUCAUUUUGUGUUUUAA
Messenger RNA from Camellia sinensis, 2042 nucleotides. RefSeq names its product zinc finger protein GAI-ASSOCIATED FACTOR 1. Gene Ontology annotation, molecular function: DNA-binding transcription factor activity. Gene Ontology annotation, cellular component: nucleus. The record is from RefSeq and is a predicted model, not a curated record. Lineage: Eukaryota; Viridiplantae; Streptophyta; Magnoliopsida; Ericales; Theaceae.